UAAACCCACCUAGCAGCUCCUGGAAGAAAGGCCUGGCAAACUGCUUCCAUAAACAUCACAGUCAACAAAACCAUGUGGAGUAGUUUUACUCCGUAAGACAUGGAGUUGCCAUGAGUUAGAGUCAAAUGGACGGUUUUUUGAGGGGAGGUUCAAAACUCAGUUUGUCUACAUGGUCACUGUGGUGGGGAACCUGGGCAUGAUUGUGAUCAUCAGGAUCAACCCCAAACGCCACACCCCCAUGUUCUUUUUCCUCAGUCACUUGUCUUUUGUUGAUUUCUGCUACUCCACUAUAGUUACACCCAAACUAUUAGAAAACUUGGUUGUGGGAGACAGAACCAUCUCCUUCACAGAGUGCAUCAUGCAGUUCUUCUUGGCUUGUAUAUUUGCAGUUGCAGAAACAUUCAUGUUGGCAGUGAUGGCCUAUGACCGUUUUGUGGCAGUUUGUAACCCCCUGCUUUACACCGUCGUCAUGUCCCAAAAGCUCUGGGCAUCAUUAGUCGGUGGGCCCUAUGCAUGGGGUGUAGUUGCUUCCCUGACACUCACUUAUUUUCUCCUGACAUUAUCCUUUUGUGGCUCUACCAUCAUAAAUAACUUUGUCUGUGAGCACUCGGUUAUUGUUUCUGUCUCCUGCUCUGAUCCCUGUAUCAUCCAGGUGCUUUGUUUUCUCUUUGCCAUAUUCAAUGAGGUCAGCAACCUGGUGAUUAUCUUUGCUACACUUUUCAUUUCUGUAACUGUCAUAAAAAUGCCUUCCAAUGGGGGGCGCCAAAAAAUCUUCUCCACCUAUGCCUCCCACUUGACCGCCAUCGCCAUUUUCCAUGAGACUGUCCUGUUCCUCUAUUGUGUACCCCACUCCAAAACCUCAUGGCUCAUAGUCAAAGUAGAAUCUGUGUUUUAUACAGUGGUCAUCCCCAUGCCGAACCCCCUGAUCUACAAACAAAGAUGUGAAGGAAACUGUCAGAAAGUUCAUGAGCCACCUAACACAAUCUUGAAGAUUUAUGUAUUUUUCUGGAAAGAGUUUGCUUUAUGAUGUUAAAAAUCAUUCAAUGUUUCUAGAAGAGAUGGUAAUUCAAAUUAUUUAGUCAAUUUACCCAUCUGAUUUUUUAAAUCUAUUGCAGCAUACCAGUUAUCUAAUAAUUUGAUUUUUAGUCAUUUCAAUCUUUACUAAAAUAGGUUUGAAUCAUACGUGAAGUGAAUCAAGCAUAGUGGAUUGAAUAGCAUCUCCCCCCAAAAUACUCAUACCCACCUAGAACUUCAGAAUAUAACCUUUUUGGAGACAGAUUCUUUGCAGACGUAGUUAAGGAUUAACAUAAAUUCAUAUUUUCUUAACACUAAAACCCAUUGCCUCAGAAUUAAUUUCCACUCAAAGAGACCUUAUAGGACAGAGUAGAGCUACCCCAUAGGAAUUCCAAGGCUGUAAUCUUUAUGGAAGCUGACUGCCACAUCUUUUUCCUGUGGAGCAGCUGGUGGGUUUGAACAGCCACCUUUAGGUUAGCAGCCAAAUUCUUAACCACUGUGCCACCAGGA
Molecule: messenger RNA, 1524 nt
Organism: Loxodonta africana (African savanna elephant)
Lineage: Eukaryota; Metazoa; Chordata; Mammalia; Proboscidea; Elephantidae
Product: olfactory receptor 5D13-like
Exons: 1
Coding region: 170-1027 (285 amino acids)
Biological process (GO): G protein-coupled receptor signaling pathway; sensory perception of smell
Cellular component (GO): membrane
Molecular function (GO): olfactory receptor activity; odorant binding; G protein-coupled receptor activity
Source: RefSeq, a predicted model, not a curated record